Messenger RNA from Medioppia subpectinata, 1302 nucleotides. The record is from the annotation of a GenBank genome assembly. NCBI's taxonomy places the organism in Eukaryota, Metazoa, Arthropoda, Arachnida, Sarcoptiformes, Oppiidae.
AUGGCCGAAAAUUGUGGCCAAAAAUCGUACGAAGAGUUACGCGAAGAAAAUGAGAGACUUUGGCGUGAAUUGAGAUUCAGUUUGAAAUGCAAUAAAUUGUUGGAAAAAUACAGACAAUUGGUGUUUGACUUCAAAAACACGUGUCUUUGCGACCAAAAUAUCGGCAACGAAUCCAAACUGAAUGGUCUGGAAGUGGUCUACAAUGCCGUCAAGUUUCCCAUCACUCGCGUACUGUUGACCACAGGAGCCGAAGCCAACGAUCACAUCAUUAGACCCGACGCUGAAGAAGUGGCUGAGACUGAGGAGGAAGGGCUCAGACUGUCAGACAAUGACAGUCCAUGCGAUGACCAAUCAGAUGAUGGCGACUAUAAGCCAUCGAUAGAGGAGCUCAAGAAGGCGUGUAGUAUUGAUAACGAAGACACUGAAGAGUUGGGAACCUCUGCCGACAAUGAUUUGUGCCGUCCAUUUCUGUGCGAUUACGACGACUGCCGCAAGACUUUCACGACAAACGGCAAUCUGAAGAAACACCAGCGGACUGUCCACUCGGAUGAGCGGCCGUACCGGUGCUCGUGGCCCGACUGCGGCGCCGCCUAUAAGGCUAAGGACUCGCUGGAGAGCCAUCAAGUGAUUCACUCAAACGGUGGUCAAUACGAGUGUCCGUUUGAGGGCUGCGGCAAGAGUUUCGGUUCGGCCAAAGAGGUCCGACUUCACAGUCGAGCGCAUAGAAAAUGUGUGACUCCGCGGACCAAACGAACUCAUAAUGAAGACAAUGGCGACGAUUUGGGAUCAGCUGUUGUGGCGAAGAAGCGACCGAAGACGGCGACUGUGCGCAAGAAAUACGUGUACUUUAACUACGCGUGCGAUUGGGAGCGCUGUGAGCGUCGGUUCGGCAAACGAGUGGAUCUGUUGGCACACGUGUCGGCCGCGCACACCAACGAAAAGCCCUACGCGUGUCCGCAAUGCGACAAAAUGUUUGCCACCGAAAAGUAUUUGCAAACCCACCAGAAAUAUCAUCAGCGGUUCGGCGAGAAGUGUUCCGACGAUAAGACGAGGCUAUCGGCGGAUGUGUUGCGCGAAUACGACUGCGAUUACGAGGACUGCGGGAAGUCGUUCAAAACGAUGAGUAAUUUGAAUAAACACCGCCGGACUGUCCACUCGGAUGACCGGCCGUANCAACCUGGUCACUAUACCCAUGAAAUCUUGUUUCGUGUCGCCCGUUGUGUCCACCAUUCUGUUAGGCGCCGAGAACUCUAUGCUGGGGCCAAUUUUAACCCUAGAUGCUACGGUACCAUUGCAGCAUGA